CUCACUUUUACGCAUUGUAAGUAAUUCAAUAUUUGUUGGGACAUUUUUGCUGAAUAAGGAAGCGACACAUCAAUCAACGGAAUCUAAGAGAGUGUGGGAAGCAGGUGAAGAAGCAAAAGCCAGUAGUGUGGAGGCUUUAUGAGUUGAUAUAUAUGGGGAAGGAUCAAGCGGCCCCAUUGGCAGCUUUAGAAAUCAAAGCCACCCAAUUCGACGGCAUACUUGUUUUGCUUUGCGGCCUCGUCACUGUGUUCUUUCCUUGAUAUAGAUAUCUCAGUUUAAGAACUUUAGAUCAUUAUUGGCACAAGGUGAUAUUGAUUAAUAAAUUCCGCUGAUUUCUCUCCUGACAACUGAUUGCCGAAUUGGGAGCAGUGGCGUUUACUUCCGAGGGUGAUCAGUAUUCAGCUUGAUGGGCACUGAAACAGCUGGGAAUCUUAAUCCGUAUCUUCUGUUUAAGUUCAGGUCGUCACUGGUGAGGCAGGUGUGAAUUGGUGCCAGGUUUUGCUCCUUGAAGCUCAUCGAGUUCACGGGAAAAUGUCUUCCUCAAGGCGUAGCCAAUCGACCAGCAAUUCAGUAAGAUCAAGACAUAGUGCUAGGAUUAUUGCUCAGACCCCUGUGGACGCAAAACUUCAUGCAGAUUUUGAGUCUGGUAGCUCCUUUGACUACUCCAGUUCAGUGCGUGUUUCAGGUACCCUUAGUGCUGGAGAGCAUCAGUCAAGUUCGGACAGAGUAACGACAGCUUACCUCCAUCACGUACAGAAAGGCCUCCUGAUCCAGCCUUUUGGCUGCUUGCUAGCCCUAGAUGACAAAACAUGCAAGGUCAUUGCCUACAGUGAGAAUGCACCUGAAAUGCUUACCAUGGUUAGUCAAGCUGUGCCAAAUGUUGGUGACCACCCUGCUCUUGCAAUGGGAACUGACAUUAGAAGCAUUUUCACUGGCCAAAGUGCCUCUGCCUUGCAGAAGGCAAUAGGAUUUGGCGAGGUUUCACUUCUUAACCCCAUCCUUGUCCAUUGCAAGACUUCUGGGAAGCCUUUUUAUGCAAUUGUCCAUCGUGUCACUGGUAGCAUGGUCAUUGACUUUGAGCCUGUCAAGCCUUAUGAAGUUCCCAUGACUGCAGCAGGUGCCCUCCAAUCUUACAAGCUUGCCUCCAGAGCAAUUACCCGAUUACAAGCAUUGCCUAGUGGGAGCAUGGAAAGGCUCUGUGAUGUAAUGGCUCAUGAGGUUUUUGAACUCACUGGUUAUGACAGGGUGAUGGUGUAUAAAUUUCAUGAAGACGAUCAUGGAGAAGUGGUAGCUGAGGUCAAAAAGCCAGGCUUACAGUCAUAUCUGGGUUUGCAUUAUCCAGCCACUGAUGUUCCACAAGCUACACGCUUUUUAUUCAUGAAGAACAAGGUUCGUAUGAUUGUUGAUUGUCGGGCAAAACAUGUGAAGGUGCUUCAAGAUGAAAACCUUCCAUAUGAUUUAACCUUCUGUGGUUCAACCUUGAGGGCUCCUCAUAGUUGCCAUGUGCAAUAUAUGCAGAACAUGGAUCUAAUUGCCUCCCUGGUUAUGGCAGUUGUGGUCAAUGACAGAGAUGAAGAUGGUGAUAGCUCCGAUUCUGUACAGCCACAGAAGAGAAGGAGACUCUGGGGCUUAGUAGUUUGCCAUAACUAUACCCCCCGGUUUGUUCCUUUUCCUCUUAGGUAUGCUUGUGAGUUCCUGGCUCAAGUAUUUGCUAUCCACGUUAACAAAGAAUUAGAGUUGGAAUAUCAGAUUAUUGAGAAGAACAUCCUGCGAACCCAGGGUUUCCUGUGUGAUAUGCUGAUGCGUGAUGAACCCCUAGGUAUUAUAUCACAGAGCCCAAAUAUAAUGGAUCUCGUAAAAUGUGAUGGGGCUUGCCUCUUGUAUAAUGGCAAGGUAUGGAGAUUAGGAGUAACGCCAAGUGAAUCCCAGAUACGAGAGAUAGCUUUAUGGCUGUCAGAGUGUCAUAAGGAUUCCACUGGUUUUAAUACAGAUAGCUUGUCUGAUGCAGGUUUCCCUGGGGCUGCUGCUCUUGGUGAUAUGGUAUGUGGAGUGGCAGCGGUGAGAAUAAACUCCAAAGACAUGGUUUUAUGGUUUCGGUCACAUGCUGCUGCAGAAAUCCGAUGGGGUGGUGCAAAGCAUCAACCCGGUGAAGAGGAUGAUGGUAGAAGGAUGCAUCCAAGAUCAUCAUUCAAGGCAUUCCUUGAAGUGGUGAAAUCAAGAAGUUUGCCAUGGAAAGACUAUGAAAUAGAUGCUAUCCACUCCUUGCAGCUCAUAUUGAGAAAUACAUUCAAAGAGACACAGAUUAUGGACACGAGCACAAAUGCAAUUAAUACAAGACUAAGUGUUUUGAAAAUUAAAGGUAUGAAAGAACUGGAAGUAGUGACAAGUGAGAUGGUUCGGUUAAUCGAAACAGCAACAGUACCAAUUUUGGCGGUUGAUGUUGAUGGGCUGGUCAAUGGGUGGAAUACAAAAAUUGCUGAGUUGACGGGUCUUCCAGUCGAUGAAGCUAUUGGACAGCAUUUGCUCACACUUAUUGAAGAUUCUUCAAUUGACAGAGUCAAGAAGAUGCUUGCCAUGGCACUGCAAGGUGAAGAAGAGCAGAAUGUUCAAUUUGAGAUCAAGGCACAUGGGUCUAAGGCUGACUUUACUCCUGUCAGCUUAGUAGUUAAUGCCUGUGCAAGUAGGGAUCUUCAAGAUAAUGUUGUUGGGGUUUGUUUUGUGGCUCAAGAUAUAACUGCUCAGAAGACUGUUAUGGACAAAUUCACUCGAAUUGAAGGUGAUUACAAGGCAAUUGUACAGAACCCAAAUCCUUUGAUUCCCCCAAUAUUUGGUACAGAUGAAUUUGGCUGGUGUUGCGAAUGGAAUCUGGCUAUGACAAAGUUAACUGGAUGGAAGCGAGAGGAGGUGAUGAAUAAGAUGCUUUUAGGAGAAGUGUUUGGUACCCAUAUGGCUUGUUGUCGUCUCAAGAAUCAAGAAGCUUUUGUUAAUUUUGGUAUUGUACUUAAUAAAGCCAUGACUGGUUUGGAAACGGAGAAGGGUGCUUUUGGUUUCUUUGCUCGGAAUGGCAAGUACGUAGAAUGCCUGCUUUCUGUGAGCAUGAAAUUGGAUUCAGAGGGAGCAAUUACUGGGGUCUUCUGCUUCUUGCAACUCGCAAGCCCAGAGCUGCAACAAGCACUACAUAUUCAGCGCCUUUCUGAAAAAACUGCCAUGAAGAGACUAGAAGCUUUAACUUACAUGAAAAGGCAGAUUUGGAAUCCUUUAUGCGGGAUUAUGUUCUCCCGUAAAAUGUUGGAUGAUACUGAGUUAGGAACUGAACAAAAACAGCUUCUGCACAUUAGUGCUCAGUGCCAGCGCCAGCUGAGAAAAAUCCUUGAUGACUCAGAUCUUGACAGCAUCAUUGAUGGGUACUUGGAUCUGGAGAUGGUUGAAUUCACUCUGCAUGAUGUAUUGGUUGCCUCCUUUAGUCAAGUAAUGACGAAGAGCAAUGCAAAGGGUAUCGGAAUAGUGAAUGAUGUUGAAGAUCGCAUCGGGGCAGAAAUCUUAUAUGGUGAUGGUCUUAGACUUCAGCAGAUCGUAGCUGAUUUCUUAUCUAUUUCCAUCAGUUUUACAUCGUCUGGGGGCCAGGUUGUUGUGGCAGCCUCUCUAACCAAGAACCAGUUAGGAAAAUCUGUCCAGCUUGCCAAUUUGGAGCUCAGCAUAACACAUGCUGGUAGUGGGGUGACAGAAGCAUUACUGAACCAGAUGUUUGGAAGUGAAGGACAUGAAUCCGAGGAGGGUAUUAGCCUCCUCAUCAGCAGAAAGUUGCUAAAGCUCAUGAAUGGAGAUGUGCGUUAUCUAAGGAAAGAAGGGAAAUCAUCUUUCAUCUUGUCUGUUGAACUUGCCGUGGCCCACAAAUGAGGGCCUAACCUUUCUUUUUUUUUUUGUUGCACCACGAUUCCUUGCUGUGUAUUGUAGUACAUCACAAACUGAAUGGUGCAGGAAAUGCAUUCCUUUUGCAGAGCAUGUCUAAUUUCUUUCGUGCCUCCGUGCUGUCUAUUGUAAUGGACAAUGUAGAGCGGCAUUAAUCAUCAUCACACUAACGUGGGUUAUGUACGUAGCAUUUGACGGAGAUCAUUUUGUUCCGCGAUAAACUGAAUUUGGGAC
Molecule: messenger RNA, 4143 nt
Organism: Neltuma alba
Lineage: Eukaryota; Viridiplantae; Streptophyta; Magnoliopsida; Fabales; Fabaceae
Product: phytochrome type A
Exons: 5
Coding region: 532-3897 (1121 amino acids)
Biological process (GO): red, far-red light phototransduction; detection of visible light; regulation of DNA-templated transcription
Molecular function (GO): protein homodimerization activity; phosphorelay sensor kinase activity; photoreceptor activity
Source: RefSeq, a predicted model, not a curated record